GUGACCGAGCCCAGCUUUCUAACGUUAGCAAGGUGGCUAACAGGAUUUAGCUAACGUGAGCUACGUUGCAUCGCAGCGCAGAAGAAGUAAUCCCCGCCGGAGAAACGACGACUACCACGCACUCUUCGCCGUGUAACUCGCUGUAACUUUACGUUAACGCCACACUUCGAAGCGAGCACCGAGAGCACAAUGCCAGAGCCGGCUGAGAUGAGCGGUCCAGAGGUGGCCAAGACACCGGGAGGUGGUGCUCCGGGCAAGGAGGGAAAGGAGCCAGUGGCCAACGGGCAUGCAGGAGAGGGCAGCGACGCCAACCCCUUCGCUGAGUACAUGUGGAUGGAGAAUGAAGAAGAGUAUAACAGACAGGUGGAAGAGGAACUGCUGGAGCAGGAGUUCUUGGAGCGCUGCUUCCAGGAAAUGCUGGAGGAGGAGGACCAGGAUUGGUUCAUCCCUUCACGUGACCUCAACAACCAGGGGGUGGGGCAGCUGCAGCAGCAGCUCAACGGCCUGUCCGUCAGCGAUCACCAUAACAACCUGGAGGAAGUGGCGAGGAAGAGCAUCUUGAAUCCUGAAGCGAAGGAGUUCGUCCCGGGAAAGAAAUACUAGGAGUCCCCCUCACCCCCAUGGAGCCUCCAUGCGCGCUCACACACACAAAUGCACACACACACACACACACCAGUGCUCACAUAUUCUCAGAGACUCUGGCGGCCACGCCCGCACACACACUGAUUCACACACUCACUCACUCAUACACACUUGAAGUCAAUGGCGUGCUGGCAGGCCCAGUUGGGGGUGGGGGGAUUUUUUUUGGUUUCUUUCUUUUUUCUUUUUGUUUCUUUAAUCUUUUUAUUUCCUGUUUGUUUCUUGUAAACUGAGGGACAUUGGGAACAGGGGUGGGGGAGGGGUGUAAUACCAGCACCGCCCUACAGCGGGCGCUAGCUCAUUAUUGCAUUUCAGAUGACACUGUUGAUGCUUACAGAGCAGGUGGGGCUCAUUGAUUUCCCCUUGGAACCGAGGCAGCUACCAAGCAGUGAUACCAGGACAAAAAAACGUCAAUCCAAAACAUCUAAUAAACACGGGAAAUUACUGCACAUACUUGUUAAUUUGUGUGCUGUCAGAUUUGAAAAGCAUCGUCCAUAGGUUGAGGGUCGCCAUGACAGUGAGGACAGAGUACGACUAAAAUGUCAGGGGACUUGAAGGGUUUCUGCAGCUGCUCUGUUGUGUCAUCACGGUCAGUCAAAUCCGUUAACGUUUGCUCCUAUUUUGUCAUAAGCUCAUGUGACAUCACAGCUCUUGUGCGGUCCAGAAAUGCAGGUUCUUAUUUGUAUCUGCGGCGGCUCCGUUCCAAACCAAUUACAGACCCCAUCCCUCCCUGCACGCUUGUUUUGAAGUGAUCUUAACAGACAUGGACAGGUGUAAUCAUGGAUAAGAAGUUAUUUUCCCGAUUUAUGUGGAAGUCCAUGUUUAUCUUUUGUCCAGUUUAUUAGAACAGAGGUGUGAGUUUCUCAAUCAUGCGUUGAGUUGAGCAAGAAAAAAAUAUUAAGAGGGAAGGUCAGAGAUUUGUGAACCGUUAAAAAAAAGAAAAGAAGAAAAAAAAAAAAAAAAAAAACCUGAGUUCUCAUUUAGUUUUUUUUGUUCACGGCUUCAUCCUUCAGUUCUAUUUGAAUUUAUGAGGUGUUGUGAACAACCUUGUUACAGGGGAGUAUUUGGUCUGGAACACAGUCACUGCCUCUUUCUGCCAGAACAACUUGGUUUGUCCAGCAUCAGAUCGAGUGUCCAUAUCCAAAUCAGGUUUUCAAAUAGCCUCUCCUCCUCUUUUUUUUCUUCUUUUUUCUCCAUGUUUUUGAGGAUGAGGAAUUUUGUGUCUCUACUGGGUACAGUAACCUGUGGUGUCCAUUCAGGCCUGUUUGCAGGAGGAAACUUGAGGGGACAAUAUUGUCAUGGCCAAUCGGAAUAAAGCAGUAUGGAACACAUGGCA
This is a messenger RNA of Cyclopterus lumpus (lumpfish), 1975 nucleotides long. It is a transcript of the gene paip2b, whose product is annotated as poly(A) binding protein interacting protein 2B. The transcript is spliced from 4 exons. NCBI's taxonomy places the organism in Eukaryota, Metazoa, Chordata, Actinopteri, Perciformes, Cyclopteridae. The record is from RefSeq and is a predicted model, not a curated record. Gene Ontology annotation, biological process: negative regulation of translational initiation. Gene Ontology annotation, cellular component: cytoplasm. Gene Ontology annotation, molecular function: mRNA regulatory element binding translation repressor activity. The coding region runs from base 190 to 603 and encodes 137 amino acids.